Messenger RNA from Chironomus riparius, 376 nucleotides. Lineage: Eukaryota; Metazoa; Arthropoda; Insecta; Diptera; Chironomidae. The record is from the annotation of a GenBank genome assembly.
AAAAUAAUAAUUUAAACUGUUAAAAUGAAGAUCAGCAUCGUAAUAUUCAUUGUUCUUGUGUCUUUUGCAGUUUUAUCUCUUCAAUCACCACAGAAGGGUGACGCAGGCUCAGGAUGUGACCUAUCAAAAAUGAAGCCUGACAUGCUGAAGAAUAUGAUCGGAAAGUUUGCUGACAUGGCUAAAAACGGUGGAUCACAAUUUACGGAUAUGAUCAAACAAUUCGCGACAAUGUUUGGACAAGGAUAAAUUGAACUUUUUGGUAGAUUUUUGUCACAUGGCAUUUCUUACAAUUCAAAAUCACUAUUAAGUUACUUUAAAUGCACUCCUGUAAACAAAUCUUUGGACUGAUGCACUUUUCUGAAAACUGGCUACAGCA